GUUUCUCUUGUCAUAUCCGAUCUGAAGUCUCGUUCUUGUUCUCGUUGUUGUUCGCUUCUUCAAACUAGGGUGUCGAUUUUUGUGAUAGGUUUUUGAAGAUUUAAGGAUGUUUGGAAGGGCACCGAAGAAGAGCGACAGCAGCAGGUACUAUGAAAUCCUCGGAAUCUCCAAUAACGCUUCUCAGGAAGAUGUGAAGAAGGCUUACAAGAAACUCGCCAUUAAGGCUCAUCCCGACAAGGGUGGUGAUCCCGAGAAGUUCAAAGAGAUUGGAGAAGCUUAUCAGGUUCUGGCGGACCCUGAAAAGCGUGAGAUAUAUGAUCAAUAUGGUGAAGAUGCUCUUAAGGAAGGAAUGGGUGGUGGGGGUGGUGGCCCUGACCCAUUUGAUAUAUUCCAGUCUUUCUUUGGUGGGAGUCCAUUUUCAUCAGGUGGUAGUAGUAGAGGACGAAGGCAGAGACGUGGAGAAGAUGUUGUUCACCCUCUCAAGGUCUCUUUGGACGAUCUUUACCUUGGGACAUCCAAGAAGCUCUCCCUCUCUAGAAAUGUUAUAUGCUCAAAGUGCAGUGGCAAAGGUUCUAAGUCUGGAGUUGCCCCGAGCUGUGUUGCUUGUCAAGGAACUGGUAUGAAGGUUUCUAUAAGACAGAUUGGUCCCGGUAUGAUUCAGCAAAUGCAGCAUCCUUGCAAUGAGUGUAAAGGUACUGGAGAAACUAUCAGUGACAGAGACCGCUGCCCGCUGUGCAAGGGAGAGAAAGUUGUCCAAGAGAAGAAAGUACUUGAAGUUGUUGUUGAGAAGGGAAUGCAGAAUGGGCAGAAAAUUACAUUCCCUGGUGAAGCUGAUGAAGCGCCAGACACAAUUACUGGGGAUAUUGUUUUUGUGCUUCAGCAGAAGGAACAUCCCAAGUUUAGAAGAAAGGGUGAAGAUCUUUUUGUAGAGCAUAAUUUGUCCCUUACUGAGGCUUUAUGUGGCUUCCAAUUUGUGCUGACCCACUUUGAUGGCCGGCAGCUCCUUAUCAAAUCAAACCCUGGGGAAGUUGUCAAGCCUGAUUCAUACAAGGCUAUUAAUGAUGAGGGAAUGCCGAUGUACCAGAGGCCAUUCAUGAAGGGGAAGCUUUACAUUCACUUUACUGUGGAAUUCCCUGAUUCUCUAAAUCCUGAUCAGGUCAAGGCUUUUGAGGCUGUUCUGCCAGCAAAGCUUUCAUCACAGUUGACAGAAAUGGAGCUGGACGAAUGUGAGGAAACUACACUUCAUGAUGUCAAUAUGGAGGAAGAGUCAAGGAGGAAGAAGCAGCAAGCUCAGCAGGAGGCAUAUGAGGAUGAUGAUGACGAUGAUGAUAUGCCUGGUGGUGCACAAAGGGUACAGUGCGCCCAGCAGUAGUGACUUCUGUUGCAGAAGUGGAAUCAGGGGCGUGUUAAUGAUGAUGAAUGAUAAUGCUGAUGUUUGACCGAAGUGUGGACUCAACAUAACUAGUGUUUGAUCGUGUCUUAGGUUUUUUUGAGAGAGCGAACGGUGUACUUGUUGCUUCUUAAGUCGAAGGGUUUCCUUCCUGACUUCCUAAAUACUUACCUAGAUACUUUGGUAAUUUUUCUAUAACAUGUCUUAGCUAUUUAAAUGGAAUUGCUUUAUUUGUUUGC
Gastrolobium bilobum is the source of this 1629-nucleotide messenger RNA. Its product is annotated as dnaJ protein homolog ANJ1-like. Gene Ontology annotation, biological process: protein refolding; response to heat. The transcript is spliced from 6 exons. Gene Ontology annotation, cellular component: cytosol; cytoplasm. Gene Ontology annotation, molecular function: Hsp70 protein binding; ATP binding. Lineage: Eukaryota; Viridiplantae; Streptophyta; Magnoliopsida; Fabales; Fabaceae. The record is from RefSeq and is a predicted model, not a curated record. Bases 107 to 1372 code for a protein of 421 amino acids.